Messenger RNA from Penicillium argentinense, 2124 nucleotides. Its product is annotated as fungal specific transcription factor domain-containing protein. Gene Ontology annotation, biological process: DNA-templated transcription; regulation of DNA-templated transcription. NCBI's taxonomy places the organism in Eukaryota, Fungi, Ascomycota, Eurotiomycetes, Eurotiales, Aspergillaceae. The transcript is spliced from 7 exons. The record is from RefSeq and is a predicted model, not a curated record. Gene Ontology annotation, molecular function: DNA-binding transcription factor activity, RNA polymerase II-specific; zinc ion binding; DNA binding. Bases 1 to 2124 code for a protein of 707 amino acids.
AUGGCGUCUUUGGCAGCAGGAAGCGCUAUCAAGGUGAAAUGUGAUCGCGAGGACCCUUGCAUGAACUGUGUAGAUGCACGAGCAGAAUGCUUGCGGACCCGUCAAUCACGAGUUCACCGGCCGCGGGUUUCACGCCUCGACGCCAUAGCCGAAAGACUAGCCAAACUGGAAAGAACAAACGAGGAUAGUUACAUCUUCUCUUCUCCUCCAGAAACUGACGAUACAAGCCGAACAACGGCCUCAUCGCCUCGAACAAAACUCACUGACUCCGCGUGGGUCUCUGCAAAAAGAAAACUUCCAUCGAUAUUGUCCCACCAUGAAAGUCCUUCGGGUCAACCAGAGCUCAAGCGACGAAUGUCGCACAAUAUCGACCCGAAGACUCACAACGAGCGACAUUCUCCAGACGCAACGCGCCAUGCUAGUGAAGCACGAGAAUACAUCGAACAUGAGCUGCAAUGCAACCUGACUCUUUCGCAGGAUAGACGAACGACCUUGGAAAUGGCUCGGAAAUUCGUGGGUCAGCUCUCGAAUCCGGGAUUACACGGUCAGAAGGUCGGUGCGGGGGAGCACCUGGAGAUUGCUGAUAACUUGGGUCCUCCGACUCUUACGCCGGAGAUGCUAUAUAUGAUGCUACCAGGCCCCGAUAAGAAGACUAACUCCCAAGGGACAUAUGUUUGGCCUGAUCACAUUUCCGACAAGACGCUAGAGCGAAUGGGCCUUGCAAUCAUUGAAGGCAGUGAGAGCGAACACGUCCUGCACCUCUAUCGAAUCAGCGUUUGGGUGAAAGCGCUAUCCUGCAUAUCAAAGAUGGCACCCAUGAUCUCAAGCGAGCCAUUGCGAGUUCAUUUUAGAGCAUUGAAAAAGCAAUACGAGGCCGCAGCUGUGGAGGAGCUAGAUUCGAUUUCUCUAACCGCUGCGCCGAGUCUAGCCUUGCUCCAAGCCCUGCUAUCAGGCAAACGGCUCAUGCAAUACCUAGGCAACAUGUCUCGCUGCUGGAUGUUCACAGCCCUCGCAUCAAGAAUCAUCGUCGCCCUCAAUUACCACAACAUCACAGAUCCCAUUCCACGAAAUGAAGUAGAAGAGGAUAUUCAUGCGUGUGUGUAUACAUGCUACUACUUCGACAAAACCCUCAGUGUCCUCCUCCUCCGACCCCCCUCGUUACCAGUCCUCAAAGUCGAACCGGUGAAAUUAAUCCAUAUGGACCCGGAUCUCCCGACAACGCCCAUGAUCCGGGGAAUCGUCGAGUACGCCCAUAUCAAGAGUACGCUCGUCGACAUCCUACUCGACUCGAACAAGGAGAUGCGAGAAAUGGAUAAGGCGAGUGUACUUUCUAACCUCGUGGCCCGCGCACACGCGAUUUACUCGGACUUGCAAAAAUAUCGAAAUCGCCAGGAACUAGAAUUCCCAGACUCAUGGGGUAAUCUUCGUUGCGAGUGGCUUUCAAUGGACUUCAACUACUACUCCGUUCUAGCAACGAUUAUCCGCGCAAGAUCCUCGGUGCUCAAGUCCCGGCUCGUCUGUGAGGAUUGUCUUUACGCGGCUCGGAAAGCUCUCACCACCCUCCGGGCUUUGCAGGAGGCAUUUUCCAGUCGUGCUACUUCCGUUGAUUCCUAUCCGUAUUUCUUAACAUGGACAAUGCUCCUAUUCCCCCUAUCUCCCUUCUUCAUCCUAUUCUGCAACGUUGUAGCAACAUCAGACCAGCGGGACUUCGAAAUGAUCAAGAAAAUCACCGAUGACCUCCGACAGUUUGCAAAGGCGAAUGCCUCCAUCGGUAAAUUGUAUGGUCUAUUUUCCAAGUUCUUGGAUCUUUGUGCGCCGUUGAUUAAAGCGAAUUCCGCCCCUCUAGCCGCGGCCAGUUCUUCGUUUGUCGCAGAGGAUUCGAGUAGGAAAGCUGCUGCUCAAAUUCGAACUUCUAAUUCGGUUACUUUUGGUCGGGGGUCUGCGCAGGCUAUGGAUUUGCCGAGUCCAGUGGCUACCAAUAAUAGGGUAGCUCACAGUGGAGGUGUGACACAGCCUAUGGAGGGUUGGGAUGAUAGUCUUAUGUGGGAAUUGUUUGAUAAUCAGCCCUCUCUUGGGUGGGCGGAGUCGGAGCUUUGGGAUGCGCUCACGCAGUUGAGCUCUUAA